AUGGCCGGCAAGACUCGUGGCACUGUCCGUUGGAAUGAUAACCGUGGCCCUGCCCCGAACGCAUGGGGCUCAGCCCCGAGUUCCGGAACCGCGUCUCCGGCUGAACCCAGCAAUGACGACUCAAGUAAUGGCAAGAAAGGAAAGAAGAACAAGGGAAAGCAAACCCUGUUCCACUUUGGCUGA
Messenger RNA from Penicillium samsonianum, 183 nucleotides. RefSeq lists its product as uncharacterized. The transcript has a single exon. The record is from RefSeq and is a predicted model, not a curated record. Bases 1 to 183 code for a protein of 60 amino acids. Lineage: Eukaryota; Fungi; Ascomycota; Eurotiomycetes; Eurotiales; Aspergillaceae.